UUAUCUUCCUCAAAAUCUCCAAACUGCAAACUUGCAGAGUUCACCCCUUGUUUGGACCUUUAUCAGGAAAAACAAAUGACGACAAUAAUGGUCACGGGCCAAUAAAAGAAACAAAACCAAAACCAAAAAAACAAUCCGAAUUGGCGUCGGACAAACCACUGCAGUGCACUGCAUGCAGUCUCCCCCAAAUGUUGAGGAAACAGUCCAUCCAUCUGUCACUCCAUUCAUUCCAGGCCACUGGAUUUCUGAAUCAGAGAGACCGAAAUCGGUGGGCUCUCGCACUGUCGCCAUCCGCUUGCGGCAAUGGCGCGUCCACAGAUUCUUAGCUGCGUAGCUGCUGUUGUGUUCUGUGUGUGUUCGUCGUCGUGGUUGCUGUGCUUUUCUUGUUCGGUUUGCAAGAUGGACGCGCCGUCGACGUCUCCUGCCGUGGUGGCGCGGGAGGUGGAGCGGUGGCGGUGGGCCGGCGCCGCCGGUUUCGGCGCCGCGGCGCGUGGCUUCGCGUGCAGGGUGCUCUGCGCCGUCGCCACCUGCGUCUUCGCCGCAGUGGGGUCGCUGGUCGGGGCGGUGACGGGGUGCGUGAUCGGGCUGGCGACGGAGAGCGGAAUGCUGCGCGGCGCCGGCAUCGGCGCCAUCUCCGGCGCCGUCUUCUCCAUCGAGGUCGCCGAGUCGUCGCGCGACCUCUGGCACUCCAGCGACUCCGGCGUCUGGUGCCUCGUCUACAUGGUGGACAUCAUCUCCAGCCUCCUCAGCGGUAGAUUGGUGCGGGAGAAAGUGGGUCCCGCUGUUCAGAGCGCGGUUCAGAGUCAGAUAAGCGCGAUCAGCUCGCCGUUCGCCGAGACCAGCGACCUGUUCGAGACCGGCGGCACCAAGGGCGUGCCGGCGGACACGCUCCGCCGGCUGCCGGCGGUCAAGAUCACCGGCGACAGCGCCGUCGACUCCGCCGGCGAGGCCGUCUGCUGCUCCGUGUGCCUCCAGGACUUCCGCGCCGGCGAGAUGGCGCGGCGGCUGCCGGGCUGCCGGCACUUGUUCCACGUGGCGUGCAUCGACUGCUGGCUGGUGAGGCACGGCUCCUGCCCGCUGUGCCGGCGAGACAUCUGAUCCCAUCUCAUCUGAUCAUGAUGAUCAAGAUCAGCUCGUCGUCGUAAUCCGAUCCGGACGCGGCGAUCAACGGAUUAAGUACAUAGGUUGGUGGUGUGUAGGAGUGUAGAACUACUGCAUCCUGAUGCCCGUAAGGGGAGGGGUGUGAUCAACGGAUUGCAGUCGCAUGCCGAUGGCCGGUGCAAGAAUGAGUAAUACGUUUUCGAUACUUUCUCCAAAACAGUAAAAUUACUCGAUAACGACGUGUGUAUCCAACUAGCAAUCGCUUUGACGAGAUGAAUGAACUGAGCAAGAAUUGUGGGUGCUGGGUACAAGCCAAAAAGAAAAAAGAAAUGGCUUUUUUAAUAUUUUUGAAAAGCAUAUUG
Messenger RNA from Oryza brachyantha (malo sina), 1463 nucleotides. RefSeq names its product NEP1-interacting protein-like 1. NCBI's taxonomy places the organism in Eukaryota, Viridiplantae, Streptophyta, Magnoliopsida, Poales, Poaceae. The record is from RefSeq and is a predicted model, not a curated record. The transcript is spliced from 5 exons. Bases 304 to 1098 code for a protein of 264 amino acids.